AUGUUAAAUCACAGUCCUCCUGCGGUACCAACUGAGCACAUUCAAGAACCUGAGUUAACAACUAUAGAAACUACUGUGACAACUACUAAAAUAGAAGAAACUGUUUCCCAUGAUAAAGAAGAUAAAGAAUCAAUACUACUUAAAAACGUGUCUAGUAAAAUUGCUGACUUUAUAGAAAAAGAAAAGCAACAAUUGGAAGCAAUUCUUGAUAGUCCUCCAACGAAGACCCAAAGGAAGAAGAACAAGGGUAAAGAUAAAGAUAGUGACUUUACCGAUUCUGUGUCAUCAGAAGUUUCUGUAUCUGAAGAAGCUGCGAAAGAUACCACGAUUCAACCUGUUAUUAUUGAUGAACCACAAACAGUUACAACAACUGAAGUUGUUACAGUGACAAUUGUUGAAAAGACAGAAAAUGAAAUUACUCCUGACAAAAAGAAAAAGAAAGGAAAGAAAACACCUAAAGUAUCAGAAUCUGAACCAGUAGUUGAACCGGUCAGUACGCCAGCUGUAGAAGUUGUAGCAGUUGAAGAGCCAAAGAAGAUUGAUUACAAAGGUUUACCAGUUGAUGAAACUUCUAGUUUAUUUGAAAAUAUCCUAGAUGAACCUAUGGUGUUCUCUGAUGAUGAGCCAGCUCAAGAACAACCAUUAAUACCAGUAGAAAUUGUUCAAACAGAGACAAUUAUUACUACAGAAACAAUUGAACCCAUAGUUACUGAACAAUCAUUUGCUACACCUGGCAAAAUUGAAAGGAAGAAAUCAAAGAAAAUUAAAAAAUUGCCACCAAAAGAAGAUACACCUAAAUCCGAAGAACCAACUUUGAAACCCUCCGAAACAGAAAUAAAAGAAGAAACUUUACAACAAGUAACAGAAACAGUUUCUGCUUUUAUUCAACAAGAAAAAGUUCAAGAGCCUGAACCAACCAUUAUUUUGUCAACAACAAUCGAAGAAAUUAGCACACCAGUACCUGAAGAAGAAAGUCCUACUUCUGAUUCAGGAGACAAGAUUAAAACUAAGAAAUCCAAAACGGGCAAGAAAGACAAACAGUCAGUUCCAAAACUUGAAGAUACAAUUGAAGAAGUUGUUUUUGAACAAACCAGUGCCAUUGAACCGAUUGUGAAAGAAGAAAUCACUAUUGUUUCCGAAACAAUUGAAUUGGAGUCACCAAAAUCUAAUAAGAAAGACAAAAAGAAAAAAUCUAAGAGUUCAGAAAUCAAGACAAAUGAAAUUGUUGCAGUUGCAGAAACUGUGUUGUCAACUACUGUCGAAGAAACUGUACAAAUACCUGAAAUUGUUGAAGUGGCAGAUGUCUCUAAUGCUGAAAUACUUGUUAAAGAAGAAUCUCCAAAAUCUUCUAAAAAGGACAAACAAGCGAAGAAAAUACCAACUGAAUUCAUAGUCGAUGAAUCAACCUUAGUUCCUACUAAUAUUGAAGCCGAAAUGCAAAAAUGCACAUUUAAAACUCCGGAAACUCCUGAAACGGAGGAGAAAAUAGCAGCAAUUGUUCCUGACGUUAGUGAGUGCUUUAUUGCAACUGAAAAACAAGAAGCACUAAAAGAUGAAGAAGUGAAAAAGCCUGAAACACCUAGAUCAAGCAGAAAAGAGAAGAACAAAAAGAAGCGCACUAAAUCUGAAACAGAAGAUAAACAUUUGGAUAUUAAAACAAAUGCUGAAGAAAUUAAGUUAGAUGUGGUUGAAACUGUUAAGGAAACAACUGAAAAUAUUCAAAAUAACGUGUCUCUUGAAAUUAAACAAGUUGUUCCAGUGAGCAGUGAAGAACCAAUUAACGUUCCAAAAUCCUCAAAGAAUGAUAAGAAGGCUAAAUCAAAACCAGAACAAGUAAAAAUAGAAGAUAAAGAGGAAAUAACCAAUGCUAAAGUUGUUCAAUCUGCUCAUGAAAUUGUGGCUUUGAUUGAGGCUGAAAGACAAAAUGCCUUACAUGAAGAAGUGCGUAAGGAUGAUUCAGAUUCAUCAAGAGGCAGCAAAAAGGACAAAAAAAGAAACGUGUUAAAUCAACAAGUGAAAGUAAACCUGAAGAACCAGAUAGUAUCAACUGAGACAAUGAUUUCUGAAACCACUAUUGAAACACCAACUGUUGAAACUAAAGAAAUUAUUACAAUUAUGGAAACUGAACAACAACAAACAUUGGUAGAACAAGUGCCUAAAAUAGAGUCACCAAGGUCCAGCAAGAAAGAUAAGAAACAGAGGACGAAAUCUGAAAAUGAAAAGAAACCUGAUGAAAUUAAAACUGAAAUCGUGCCUGAUCAGGAAGUGAUGGGAACAAUUUCAACUGAAGUAGCAGCUAAGGAGGAGAAGCCAAUUGAAAAGAUUGAAAUUGUUGAGGAAGUUACAAAAGUCUCUAAGGAACCCAGUGCUGAAGAUAUUCCGAAAGCUGAAGUUUCUCCAAAAUUGAGCAAAAAAGACAAGAAAAAGAAAACUAAAACAAUUUCUGAAUCAGAAGUAUUAUCUGAACCGGUGGUGUCAGUUACAACUGAAGUGGUACCCGAAACAAAAGUAGAAACCACAACGAUCGUGCAAACCACAGAAGAUAUAGUGACAUUUAUUGAUACUGAAAAGCAAGCGUCUAUUACCGAUUCGCCUAGAUCUAGUAAGAAAGAUAAAAAGCGAAGAAAAGCACCAUCUGAAACGGAGAAUAAACCAGAAGAAAUAGUACUCGCUCCUGUGGAGGUUCUUGAAGAAUGCAAACCAGAGACACUAGAAACUUCCUUAACUUCUGAAAUGAUUGAGGUUGUUAAAGAAGUCAUUGCAGAACCUGUGACAGCUGAGGUAUCUUCACCAAGAUCAAGUAAAAAGGAUAAAAAGAGGAAACCAAAAACAAAAUCUGAAUCCGAAAGUAAACUUGAAGAUCUUGCAGCAGAAAAACAACUUGUUACACCUGAAAUAAAAGAAGUUGUUCAAGAAAUUCAAACGUUCAUCGAGAGUGAGAAACAAAAUAUUUUGUCUGAGGAAGCAACUAAACCUGAUUCGCCUAGAUCCAGUAAGAAAAACAAAAAGAAGAAACCAGCAGUACCAGAAAUUGAGUCGAAACCAGAGAAUACUGAAGUUGAAGUUUUAAGUUUGAUCGAAGUUCAACCAGAAGUAAUUGAGGUAACGCAAACAAUUACUGAAAUAGUUGAGGCAGUCAAAGUUGAACCACUUCAGGAAUCUUUGAUCGAUGAGAAACUUAUAGAAAAUGUAUUGCCUGAACCUAGUAAAAGGGACAAAAGGAAGAAGAAACCCAGGACAAAGUCUGAGACUGAAAAACAACCUGAAGAGCUGGUUGCAGAAAAAGAGAUAUCUAACACUGACCUCAUUGCAACACAGGAAUUACCUAAACCUGAAAUAACACAAGUUACACCAGAAAGUUCACCGGGGGUCGUAGUUGAGAAUCAAGUUAUAAUAACGGAGGAAGCGCUUAAAACUGAUUCACCAAGAUCCAGCAAGAAAGACAAAAAGAAGAAGAAGACAGCAUCUGAAAGUGAGAAACAACCUGAAAAUGUUGAAGUUCUUCUAACCACGGAGGUCAAAUCUGAGACAAUACUGAUUGUUCAACCUGUUACUGAAAUAGUGAAUGUAGUUGAACCAAUAUUGGAACCUUUGCUAGAUGAAAAACAUGUUGAAAGUGUAUUGCCAGAACCAACUAAAAGGGACAAGAAGAAUAAGAAACCCAGGACAAAGUCUGAGACUGAAAAACAACCUAAAGAGCUACUUGUAGAAAAAGAGAUACCAAACACUGACCUCAUUGCAACAGAUGAAUUACCUAAACCUGAAAUAACACAAGUUACAACAGAAAUUUUAACGGAGGUCGUAGUUGAGAAUCGAGUUAUAGUAACGGACGAAGCGCCUAAAACUGAUUCACUAAGAUCGAGCAAGAAAGACAAGAAAAAGAAGAAGAAGACAGAAUCAGAAAGUGAGAAACAGCUUGAAAAUGUUGAAGUUGAAGUUUUACUAACUUCGGAGGUCAAAUCAGAGACAAUCGAAAUUGUUCCGCCGGUUACUGAAAUAGUCAAUGUAGUGGAACCAACUUUGGAACCUUUGCUUGAUGAGAAACUCAUUGAAGAUGUAUUGCCUGAACCAACUAGAAGGGACAAAAAGAAGAAGAAACCCAGGACUAAAUCUGAGACGGAGAAACAACCCGAGGAACAACCGAAACUUGAAUCAGACGCUGCGGUUGUCGUAGUCGAGAAGCAAGUUGUAUCUUCAGAUGAAGCAAUUAAACCAGAUUCACCUAGAUCGAGCAAAAAAGACAAAAAGAAAAAAAGACAGUAUCUGAAACUGAAAAACAACCCGAAACUAUUGAGACAGAAGUUUUAGUUACUUCGGAAAUCCAACCAGAAACAAUUGAAACAACGAAAUUGGUUACUGAAAUCGUUGAAGUAGUUAAAACAACUCAGAAAUCUGUAGUUGAUGAGAAACUUGAGGAAAACGUUUUGCCUGAAGCUAAUAAAAAA
This is a messenger RNA of Dalotia coriaria, 4445 nucleotides long. Its product is annotated as titin-like. The record is from RefSeq and is a predicted model, not a curated record. NCBI's taxonomy places the organism in Eukaryota, Metazoa, Arthropoda, Insecta, Coleoptera, Staphylinidae.